Messenger RNA from Acanthopagrus latus (yellowfin seabream), 2997 nucleotides. RefSeq names its product tripartite motif-containing protein 16-like. Gene Ontology annotation, biological process: protein ubiquitination. Lineage: Eukaryota; Metazoa; Chordata; Actinopteri; Spariformes; Sparidae. Gene Ontology annotation, molecular function: protein binding; zinc ion binding; ubiquitin-protein transferase activity. The record is from RefSeq and is a predicted model, not a curated record. The transcript has a single exon. Bases 679 to 2343 code for a protein of 554 amino acids.
AAACUGAAUUUUAUCCACUUUACUGAUUCAUUGAUCCAUAUAAGCAGCUGAUCUGGUUCAUUUGUGUCCUUCUGGGUUCAGAGUGACAACAAAUAUCUGGAUGGAUGAUUUUAGUUUGACUCAGGAUGAUGUUCUGAAGCAGAAGUGUAAAUCAUUAAACAUGAGAACAUUAUAUUCCGGCGACCUGAAUGUUUGAUGACAGGCUGGUUUGAUAACUCCCUGCUGAAGGUCGACUGUUUUUAUGAGCCGGGAAAUAAAACUGGACAGAAUCUGAGGAAGAGUUAGAGAACUAUGGAGCCGUCAGCAAAGCCUGAGGAGCCCAGAAAUACUUUACAACUACAGACUUUGAUGUUGUCUAACGUGGAGCAGGUUUUAACUGACGCUUCGUUGUAAACAACCGAACAAAGUUCAGUGUCACAGAGCUGCUCCUCGUCCAGAGUGAGUCACAGCUGGAUCAGCCCUCCUUCUUCUUCCUGCUCUCAAACACAGCAGCUCCACUCUGUCACUAGAUUUCCUUGUUCCCUCCCCUUCAGAUCUGCACUCUGAAAAUGGGUGUAACCAGGAAGUGAGAGAGCUGACGAGCCCCGUUCACUGCAGAAACAUGUUCAGAUCAGAGCUCAGACCAGUUUCAGUUAUCAGGAAGUGAAACUCAGACAGUCGUUGACACUCGGAGGAGAGAUGGCGCAGCAAAACCAUCAGCUGGACCGAGCAAAGUUCUGCUGUUCCGUCUGUUUGGAUCUACUGAAGGAUCCGGUGACUAUUCCCUGUGGACACAGCUACUGCAGGAACUGUAUUCAAAGCUACUGGGACAAAGAGGAUGAGAAGAAAACCCACAGCUGCCCUCAGUGCAGGCAGAGCUUCACACCGAGGCCUGUCCUGGUGAAAAACACCAUGUUAGCAGAUUUAGUGGAGGAGCUGAAGAAGACUGGACUCCACGCUGCUGCUGCUGCUGAUCUCUGCUAUGCUGGAGCUGAAGAUGUGGCCUGUGAUGUCUGCACUGGGAGGAAACUGAGAGCUGUCAAGUCCUGUCAGGUCUGUUUGGUUUCUUACUGCGAGAAACAUCUUCAGCCUCAUCAUGACGUGGCUCAAUUCAAGAAACACAAGCUGGUGGAGCCGUCAGAGAAGCUCCAGGAGAACAUCUGCUCUCGUCACGAUGAGGUGAUGAAGAUGUUCUGCCGUACUGAUCAGCAGUGUAUCUGUUAUCUCUGCUCUGUGGACGAACAUAAAGGCCACGACACAGUGUCAGCUGCAGCAGAGAGGACUGAGAGGCAGAGAGAGCUGGAGGGGAGUCGACACAACAUCCAGCAGAGAAUCCAGGACAGAGAGGAAGAUGUGAAGCUGCUUCAACAGGAGGUGGAGGCCAUCAAUGGCUCUGCUGAUAAAGCAGUGGAGCACAGUGAGAAGAUCUUCACCCAGCUGAUCCGUCUCAUGGAGGAAAGACGCUCUGAUGUGAAGCAGCAGGUCAGAUCCCAGCAGGAAACUGAAGUGAGUCGAGUCAAAGAGCUUCAGGAGAAGCUGGAGCAGGAGAUCACUGAGCUGAAGAGGAAAGACGCUGAGCUGAAGAAGCUCUCACACACAGAGGAUCACAACCAGUUUCUACACAACUACCCCUCACUGUCAGCACUCAGUGAGUCUACACACUCAUCCAGCAUCAACAUCCGUCCUCUCAAGUACUUUGAGGAUGUGACAGCAGCUGUGUCAGAGCUCAGAGACAAACUACAGGACGUCCUGAGAGACACAUGGACCAACAUCUCACUGACAGUGACUCAAGUGGACGUUUUACUGUCACAACCAGAGCCGAAGACCAGAGCUGGAUUCUUAAGAUAUUCACGUGAAAUCACACUGGAUCCAAACACAGCAAACACACAUCUGUUAUUAUCUGAAGGGAACAGAAAAGCAACAUACAGUCAACCACAGUCUUAUUCUGAUCACCCAGACAGAUUCACUGGGUGGGAGCAGGUCCUGAGCAGAGAGAGUCUGACUGGACGUUGUUACUGGGAGGUGGAGUGGAGAGGAGGAGGAGUUUAUGUAGCUGUCGCAUACAAGAAUAUCAGCAGAGCAGGAAAUGAAUCUUUGUUUGGACGAAAUGACAAAUCUUGGUCAUUAUAUUGUUACAAUGACAGUUAUAACUUUCAUCACAACAAAGUCCAAACUCCCGUCUCAGGUCCUUGGUCCUCCAGAGUUGGAGUGUACCUGGAUCACAGUGCAGGUAUUCUGUCCUUCUACAGCGUCUCUGACACCAUGACUCUCCUCCACAGAGUCCAGACCACAUUCACUCAGCCGCUCUGUGCUGGAGUUUUGGUUUAUGUUGGAUCCACUGCUGAGUUCAUUAAACUGAAAUAGUCAUUUAAGGGUCAGUGAGUUAAAUUCAGAGUUUUAACUCUUAAACUCAUUCUGUCUUCAUGUUUGUGGCUGAUUGUUGUGUGGUGUCUUCACCUGUCAAUCAAACAUUGUGGGCGGUACUUUGACGUCUUGUCAUCUGUUGUUGUGUAAAUGUCUGAGUGUCUUUAGGUGGCGCUCCUUCCUGUGUCUGUUUAACCAUGGAGGCUCUCACUGCUCAUGAUGACUUUUGUUCAGCUGAACUGACAUUUGUCUGCAUGAAGAUAUAAACUUCUCUGAGCUCUAAAUGUGUGUUGAAUAUUUGUACUGAUGUGUUUGCAUGUUGUUGUUUCUCUUCCACUGCAUGAGUCUAAAGAGAGAAAGCAGCAGAGCUUCAUUUAUCCGACAUAUUCAGUUCUCAUCACUCUGUACAGUUUUAAAUUCACCUAGAAUCACAUUUACAUUUAUUUGUUUGUCAGAACAAAAGCUGUUGUUGUUCCGAUCGUCACACAAAUUCAAUAAUAUGUGAGGAAGAUCAUUUAUUGUGUUCUUGUACGUAGCUGAGAUUCAAACAAACUGAUUGUGUGGAUGAAGUGAAAUCACUGAACAGACUUUACUGAUGGGACGUGUGAACAAACUGAAGCUUUACAUCAUGAAUAAACCAACAUGAACAAAGUC